GAACUAUUUCUAGAGAAAUUUCCCGGGAACUAUUUCUAGAGAAAUUCUUGAAGGAAUUUAUGAAGGAAUCGUCGGAGAAAUUUCUGUAGGAAUCUCUAGAAGAAUCGUAAGAGAAAUCCCUGGAGAAAUUUCUGAAGAAAUUCCUAGAGGAGUUCCCAGAGGAAUUCCUGGUGGAAAUCCUGGAAGAAAUCCCGGAGGAAACCCCUGGAGAAAAACCUCGAGGAAUUCCCGAAAGAAUUUCAUAAGGAAUCCAUGAAGGAUUUUCUGGAGAAAUUCCUGGAAUUGCUGUAAAUAUUCUUGGUGAAAUUGCCGGAGGAGUCCCUAGAGAAAUGCCUGGAGGAAUACCUGGAAUAAUUCCUGGAUAAACUCUGGGAGGAGUUUCUGGGGGCAUUUCUGAAGGAAGCCCUGGAGAAUUUCCUGGAGGAUUCCUGAAGAAAUCCUUGAAGGCAUUCCUAGAAGAAUUUCAGAAAGAAUUCAUGCAGGAAUCGCUGGAGAAAUUCUUGGAAUAAUUUCUGAAUAAACUCCGGGAGGGAUGCUUGGGGAAAUUUCCGAAGGAAUUCCUAGAGGAUUUUUUGGGGAAAUUUCUGGAGAAAUAUUGUAUUGGUAUUGUGGAGGUAUUCCUAAAGGAACUCCUGGAGGAAUGCUAAGAGCAAUCCCAAGAGGAAUUCCUGAAGGAAUACCUUGAGGAACCCCUGAAUAAAUUCCUGAUGGAGACAUGCCAGUAGGAAUUCGUUCUCUAGUAGCAACGUACGUCACACUAACAUUCCUUCCCCUCCUCGAUAACCGUGAGGACGUGGCCGGUGCCGUUAUUGACUUAAUAAAGUUUGGAAUUCUCCAAAAAGCACAUUGAGAGCGGUAGCUACUCCCAAGCUCCGUUUGUUGGUUCCUUGUGCAAUUUCGAUUGUUCUGGUCAAUCACGGAGUAGCAACUACGAAUUGUACGGUCAUCUAUGCUCAUGCUCAAAUCCUAGGAUGAAGUACUGAAGAAAUCGCUGAUAUUUCAGAGGAAAUCCUGAAGCAAUCUUAAAAAGAGUACGCAGAGGAACUUUUGGAGCAAUCUCUGCAGCAGUAACUGAAGAAACCCCAGGAGGAAGCUUGAAAGCAAUUCCUAAUGGAAUCUCUGAGCAGUUCCUGGUGAAAGUCUUAGAUUAAUUCCUGGAGGAGUUUCUGGAAGAAUCCCAAGAAGAGUUCUCGGAGGCAUUUUCAAAAUAAUCCUGGAAGUUGUUUCUGAAAGAAUCACAGAAGGAAUACCAAGGCGAAUCUCUUGAGGAAUCUUGGAGAAAUUUGUGAAGAAACCCUAUGAUGAAUCCCGGAAACAAUCUCAUGAGGCAUUGCUUAGGGAAUCUUACGAGAGCUUGCUUUGCGAAUUCCUGGAAGAAUUUCUUGAUAAAAAUUUGAAGAAAUCCAUGUCUGCAGUAAUUUCUGGACGAAUUAUUGAAGGAAUACCGUAAACUGGGGUGUAGUUGAUCAGUGGGGUGAACCUGAUCACUCAAUUACCCACGGAUAUCGCUUUCCAAGGAAGUUACCAUUCCAUUUUAAUGUUACGUCAUUGGCAUGCGAAUGGUUAAAAUAUAAUUGUUGCUUCCUUGAAAGGAAACCUCGAAAACAGCACUUGAACAAUCACUGAAGGAACCUUUAAAGAUAUCCCAGAACAAAUCUCCCAAAAAAUGUCUGGUGGAAUCCCAAGAUGAAUUUUUAAAAAAGUCUCUGGAGGAAUUCAUAACGGAAUCACUGCAGCAAGCUACGGAAAAAAUCCUGGAGGAAUUGUUCAUACUUAUAUAGUUUACGAAACUAGAAACAAAUCUAAAACAGUCAUUUUGAUUCCUCAAAAUUGCAAUGCCUGCAAUUCACAUAUCGGGCCGGACCGAUAUGGCAACGACGACGGUGCCAAAAGCCACCACAGGUUGGAGAACGUCCAAACAACCCUUCCAUUCACAUGUGGCUUGCGAACCACAAGUCGAAAAAGAGCGGGUUCCCAAGAAGAGAGUGAGUUACCACCAGCCAGAGCGCAGAGCUGUGGGAAAAGCUCCCGCGUGCCGUCAUAACUUCAACCAACCGAUCCACUUGACUGCCCAUACCUUUCGGUCGGACUGCGACCGCGAUCGAACCCAACCGAACUCACCAUUUCGACCUGUACCACGGUGCGGGUUAGUUCCUCUAUCGCGAUCGACGGCAGUGUCAGACAACUCUUGUGUGCUCGCGCAACGCCAACAAAACUCUGGCUGGAAUCCGAAAGAGUGUGUGAUCCAUCGAAGGCGCGAGACGCGAGUCGAGAUCGAGAGUCCGGCUGCUGGAAGGGAGUCGCGAGUUUGAGAGAGAGCUUGAUGAUUUGAACCCCAAUCUAGGCGGCGGCGGUCGCUAAUCCACCACAAACCGAACGUGCGCGGCAGCGUAAAGCACGAUCAGUGUUGUUUUGGUGGUUGUUGAGAUCGAAAGCUCUACCGUCCGGUCCGAGUGAAAAGUGAAAGAUUGGCGCGCAGUGAUCGAUCGGUGAUCUAUUAUCAUUUCAGCGCGUUCGAGGCGAAGUGAGGGAGUGCUCGCGAUCGCGCGCGAAAGGGAUUCUGUGUGAAGGCGGAAGAAUUAUCGUUGCAAGCGGGAAAUUCCUGGAAGAGAUCGUGAUCGACGGGCCACACGGAGGGGACCCCCAAAGUCGAUCGAGUUGAAGUGAUCGGCGCGGGGCGAGAUCGCGAGGAGUGCGCACAUAGUGAUUAAGAAAUACCAGAAAGUGCGUACAGUCUCGGUGGUGCAUUUUUGCAUAGUCCUGUGCCGGUGUGCUUGAUGUUGUGCAAGAGGAAGAUACUCAUCGGAAAGGAAGAGAAAAAAAAUAGUGGUUGUUGGUGCGAAAAACCGGAUUCCUGAAAGUCGGUGCCACCGCUGGGCAGAAGUUGAAAAGUUCAACAACUUUCGAGAAAGUUACAUCCAAUGACAUCGCUGUGAAGGAUCCCUGUAUAAUCAACGUCGCUCGCGUACGGCGUGUGUGUGGAAAAGAGUUGAUAAGUGGUUUUCAAUGUUGGAAAAUUUGGAGAUACCGGAGGCGAAUUCUUCGGUUGGAAAAGUGUCCGAGUAGAAAAUUGCGGAGCAGUGAAGACAGUUUCGAUGGUUUGGUGAUUGUUUAGGUAUACAGCAGUACUGAAGGCGACGAAUGGUGAAAUAUGGCAAACACAAACCGGUCGAGCGGAUUAUUAGUGCGCCAAUUGUGUAAACAACAGUCGUGAUGUGAUCAGUUUAAACAGUGAAAAAAAAAAACAGUGCGCAGGAUCACGUGUACCGUAUAGAAGAUUCACGUCCAUAUUCUCGCGUGGAACGAAAAUACAACAAACCGAUUAUUGAUGAGUAAUCUUCCCCAGAAGGGACAGAACUUGCUCGACGGCGUCGACAGCGGUCUAAUAUGGUGACGACAAUCAAGAUCACCUGCGACGGAGUGUUUAUCCAGUCCAAUUCGUACCUGGCGAACGGCGGACAUCACCACAGCCGGCAGCAGUCGGCAUCGUCCGAACCGGGUGGUCACUCGUCCGGUAGCAAUAGUAGCUCGUUGUCCAGGGUUUUCGGGGGACCGGGAAGUGAUCACGGUAGUACUUCUAGUGGGGGUGGUGGUGGCAGUAGUGGCGGGGAGCACGAAGAUCAUCCAAUGAAUCGAGGAUUCGCCAACGCCGGAAAAGAUCGCGUCGAUCGGGACGGAAACAAUAAUCGCGGGUUGGAUCCUAGGACGGUUCUCAGUGAUAAUAACAAUAACUUUCAGAAGAUCGCGCGAAGACGAUAUCAAUCGGAAGAAGUGCUCUCUCGGGUGCAAAAGUUUAGUGGUAGUUCGGAUGGAUCCGAUACGGUGGAUGCUACCGGCUCCGUGUAUUACAACAGUAGUGCCGAAUCGGAUGACCAGUUUACGAUCUCGUUUUUGAACACUCGUGGCCAGAACGGAAAAAGUCUACUAAACCAAAAGUUCAUAGUGUACAAUAGUAAGAAACCAAAACCGUCCAGUAUCCUAACGCAAAGUGGUUACCACCAUCCCAGCCAGUACCGUCAAUUCCUGAACGGACGGCUCAAGCCCGCCUUUUCGACGUCGGUCCUAACCUCCCCGUCAUUAGUGGCCGGGAGUAGCCCGGAUCGUCCGUCCACCGCUACGCCACCGCCCGGCCUUACGAUCGCCAAAUCGACUUCGUACCUGCAGCGAACGGUGUCGCCGGCUCCAUCCUCAUCGGUGCUAUCGCUGUCGCCAUCCAGUGGAUUCGCUUCGGCGUCACCGACGCCCUCGCCGGGAUCGCUACCCACGACAGUGACAGCAUCGGCCACCUCCAGCUCAUCAUCCAAUCUUGAUGUCGAUGUGAGGAGCGAGACGCGAAUUGAUCGCAGAGGCAUCGGAAGCCCGCCGUACCAGCAACAGCAGGAUCCGUACCAGCACCACCUGUACCAAAACACCCUAUCGCGUCGGAAUUCCACCGGAAGCAGUGCGCUGAACGGCGGAAUGAACAGUCAUACGGCGGCCAUCAAUCUGCAGUCGUCCGGUCAAACAGCAGUCGUUAGCCAUCAUCGAGGUUUCUCGUCAACCGUCGUUGCCGCAGCCAAUUCGGCCGCCUCGGGAGACUGUCCAUGGUUCAUGCCGCAUCAGAUGCCACCGACGGCACCGGCGCGGCAGCACAAGCGACCCGCGCCCCAACCCGGCGUAGGUGUCCCCGGUGGUGGCGGCGGCGGUGGCAUGGGACACGUGGGGAUGCAACCACCACAAUUCAUUAAUCCACCGCCGGCGCCACAGCAGCAGAACCAACAACCGCCGCAGCAUUCGCCCCAGCAGCAUCAACAGAUGGCACCACCGCAAUUACCUCCUCACAGUGUUACUAGUAAUCAAAAUCUUAAUUCCAUCCACCUGCCACCGGCUCAACAGCAGCAGCAACAUCACCAACAAGCACCCCCUACAAUGCAUUCCGGAAGCAUGGUUCCUCCGGUGCACCACAUACCAAAAUCGCCCAACCAACACGGCAUACUAGGCCCGUCGGGUCUUCAGCAAGCGGCACAACAUCACCAGCCAACGACCCAGCACGGUGCCCUGGGCAGUCAUCAGUCGAAUCUCAUGUCCACCUCGAUGAACAGUGCCCAGCUUGCGAAUCACAUCCUUACCAGUCAGCAGCAGCAACAGCAGUCCGCGUCAGCGGUGCAGCCGGGGUCGGGCAUGGCCAUUCCUCCGCAUCCCAGUCAGCAGCAACAGCAGCAGCCACAACCUUCCGCCGCAGCACACGGGAUGUCCACUUCGAUGCAUAGUCAAAUCGGAUUGCCUCCGCCGCCGUCCGCUAUCGGUGCAGCAGCAUUCGAUAGUAACGGAGUGAGUUGGGCCGCUUCCGGUGGUGUGCCUACGGCGUCCCUUUCGCCGACUGCUGCCGCGGCAGCCCAGAGGAGGGCUGAAGUCAAUGCCAAACUGAAUGCGAUGCCAUGGUUCCACGGACGGAUAAAACGGGAGGAAGCGGAGAACCUGCUAAAGCCCCGCGAGGACGGUCUGUUCCUGGUGCGAGAAUCGACCAACUUCCCCGGCGAUUACACCCUGUGCGUGUGUUUCAACGAAAAGGUCGAACACUACCGGAUUAAGUACGCCGAGAACAAGCUGACGAUCGAUGACGACGAAUACUUUGACAAUCUCGGCCAACUGGUGGAGCACUACACUUUGGACUCGGACGGACUGUGCACCAAGCUGAUGAAGGCCCUACCCAAGGAGGAGUUUUGCGUCAAGGACUUCCAGGACAAUGGAUGGGAGAUCAAGAUGGAAGACCUGCAGCUGAAGGAGAACAUCGGCAAGGGCGAGUUCGGUGACGUGAUGCUUGGCAUUCUGAAGGGCGAGAAAGUGGCCGUAAAAGUGCUGAAGGAUGCCGGACGGGCAUCGAAUAAGUUCCUUGCCGAGGCUGGUGUGAUGACGACCCUCGAACACGAAAACCUCGUCAAAUUUAUAGGACUGGUAUUUCACGACAAGUACAUCUAUCUGGUGACGGAAUACAUGAGCAAAGGUUCUCUGGUGGAUUACCUCCGGUCGCGGGGCAGGCAGCACAUUACCCGACGAGAUCAAAUCAAUUUCGCCUUUGACACCUGUUCCGGGAUGGAGUACCUGGAAAUGAAGAAGGUCAUCCACCGGGAUUUGGCCGCCCGGAAUGUGCUCAUUUCGGAGGAGUGCGUCGCGAAGGUUUCCGACUUUGGACUGGCGCGGGACGAACGGUACACGGCUGACAUCAGCAAGCUACCGAUCAAGUGGACCGCUCCGGAGGCGCUGAAAGAGGGGAAAUUUUCCAACAAAACCGACAUGUGGAGUUUUGGAAUCCUACUGUGGGAAAUCUACUCGUUCGGUCGAGUACCCUAUCCCAGAAUCCCUCUAGCGGAUGUGGUCAAGCACGUCGGCAGCGGCUACAAGAUGGAAGCCCCCGAGGGCUGUCCGCCGGAAAUCUACGAGAUGAUGCGCCAGGCGUGGGACCUCGUGCCGGAGAAGCGACCCACCUUUGCGGAGCUGAAACGACGGCUAGCCAUCUGCAAGCGGGAAACGGCCAACACUUACGUCACGUAGACAGCAGGGUCGUAGACGCCGUUGUUUCGGGAUGUCAUCCUACAAGCCGUUUCUCCAUCCAAACCCACGCUGCGAGAAGUAGUAAGUAGUAGGUAGUAUUGCUAUACCAUAGUGGACGACACAGGAAGAACAACAACAACAACAAAUGCCAUUUAAAAGUAGGUAUUCCUUUUCCGGUAGGUUCUGAUAAUACCUAUAGAUCGAUAGUAGUGAAGUCGGAGGAAUCGGUGCGUUCAGUUUAAGCAGGAAACGGUUCGAGGGGGAGUUGUACAGAGAUUGCGUGUACGCUAUUUCCUGAGUUGAUCGUUCACCCAGCGUGUUUUUGGUGCAGUCACCGUUUUCGUUCUAUGAUUUGUUAUUCCCCUACUUACUUGCUAGGAAACUAACUAAAGUGCACAAUGUAUAUAAUAGUAAACAGCAAAAGUCGUCUACUAAUCAGUCGAUAGACACGGUUCGAAGCAAUGACGAGGGAGAGACUAGCGGUUAAGGCUCAAGCAUCCGUCAUCAUUUUUCGGAAAAUAAAAAGCAGUUUUCUCGCCGCAAAUCAAAUCUAGGAUCAUGAAAAUAUAUUCACUGCACUAUAUUCCUCAUGUGGAGUACAGUGAUUAUAUUUUCAUAGCAAAAACUUUUGUUUUGAACGAAAAAACUGCUUUCAAAUGUUUGAUGAUGACGAUGAUUUCAAUGACGAAAAGUUCAACGUUAAGCAUUAACUUAUUAGCGCUGAAUCGGAAUUAAGAGAGCAAGUGUUCCACUAGUGGCGCAUGCGCAUAGUUUGCGUUUCCUUAAAAAUGUGGAUGAACGAUUUCCUUGUUUUCUUUUAGAAUUUGUAUAUUUGUAAGCCACACAGCCAAGUGCAGCCAGUCCACUAAACAAUAUUGUAUCAUAUACGUUUUACUGUGAAGUCCGUAAUAGAAUCGCAUUUUGAUUCAAAAAAGUUUGGUUUUCCUAAUUUGUUUCGGGUAUUUUAGCUGGGUACCAACCUAUAUUUAUUUCACACAAACAGGGGGAAUAUGUCGGCACAAAUGUGACCAGUUCGAGACAAUCAUUUUGCUCGAAGAAACUUUAGCAUGCACACAGGAUUCACAUGUAGCAAAUAGGUUCAUCUUACGUAUGGUUUUUGAGCAAAUUCUAAUCAAGAUUUCAUUUUUAAUUUUGUAUUGAAUUAUUUCUCUAAUUUCUAUCAACUAAUAUCGGUGUUAGGGUUUAUUUAUCAUUCUCAUUGAGGAAAAAUUCCAUUUGAUAUUUAUCAUUGCCAGUAUAGAGUACAAAAACAGAAAAGUUACGUGUGAUACGGACACCACAUUCUCUGAAAGAAUGAUAAAAUCUUCAACAUAUAUUCACAGACUGCUCAAAAAGCUUCUCUCAAGAUGCAUGCAUUCUUCGAAACGUCUUUUUCAGAAUUUAUUCAAAGAUUCUUUUAAGAAUUAUGUCAAACAAGGAUGAUAACUCUGCUUGUUGAGAAUAUGAGGUACUAGCGCUGAGCAAACCAUCGCACGAAAUUCUAUUCAGGAUUUUGUUCUACUACCUACAAUUCCUAGUUUAUGCAGUUUCAUAGAAUUCUUCCUGGAGUUCUUCCUUGAAUUCAUGUAGGUUUGUCGGAGUUUGUUUCUACAUUUCUCCAGGAGUUUCUCCCAUGUUUCCAUCCAAGGGUUUUCCCGGAUUUUAUUUCCGCAGCGUUCCUCCCCGGAAUUUUCCGAUGUUCUUUCCGUUCGGAACUUCUAAGGCAUUGUUUCAGGGUAUUCUACCAGAUUUCUUUCUGGGCUUUCUGCAGGACCACUUCCCAGAAUUUCUUCCAGAGAUGUUAACAAAAUUCUCCAAAAGUUCCUUCGGUGAUUUCUCUCAUUAGUGUACAGGGAAAGCUUUCCAACAGUUUCUUCCGCGAUUUUUGCGAGAUUUCAGCAUACGUUGAAAUAUCAACAAUAACUCUUGUUGAAAUCCCAAAAGCAACUCUAAAUAAAACCUAGGAAGAAAUCUUGGGAGAAAGUCCUGAAAAACUCUGAGAGACAUCCCGGCAGAAACAUCGGAAAUAAUCUUCUAGACCUUCAAGAGAAAUCCCGCGAGAACCUUUAACCCUUUCCUUCCCACGAAUUUGAACGACAAUUUCUAUGCCAAGAAAGCGUUUCCGAAAAAAGUGCUUGAACAAAAGUAAUUGCAAAUUGGCCAAAUUUUUCGAAAUCAACGAAAAAAAAAUUUAGUUGUAAAUCAAUAGUAUUUUGAUUGUUUAUCAAUAGUUCCACUAUUGAAACAAGUAGUUGGGAGUUGGGUUUACCUAAUGAGAUUACAAUCAUAUUCUAAAAACUAUUGCAUCAUAUUCAUCUAAUUCCGUGUGUCUCGAGUUCGUCGAAAAUCGAUGGUGCUGUAGAGCAACCAUGGGAAGUAGAGGGUUAAGGAAUAUGCCGGGAGGAACUCUAUACGAAAACUCACGAUAAUUUCAUGAAGAAAUUCCAGGAGUAGCUCCGGGAGAAAUCUCGGGGGGGGGGGGGGGGGGGGGCAUCUGAUGGGAGUAUUCCCGGGAAAACAGAGUUCUUCUAGAACUGUCCAGGCUUGUCUUGCAGUUUCUCACUGGAUUUCUCCCAUAGUUCUUUCGGAAAUUAUAUUGUCACCCAAGAUUAUCUCCCCUACGGUUUUUUUUUCUUAGAAGUCCCAGUUUUUAUCGGAAUUUCUUCCGAACCGAAAGGAACCAUAAUUUCUCCAUUAGUUCUUUUCGGAGUUCCUUGUGAGAUUCCACCUGUAAUUUAUCCAAUAUUUCUUCGGUAAGUUCUUACAAGGAAUCUUAGGAGAUAUUCCGAGAUAAAAUUCCAGAUGAUCCGGGCAAGAACUCCUAGAGUAUCUAUUGAAGAAAUUCCAAAAGGAACAACAAAAACAUCCCAAUUUUCAGUUGGGAUUCUAAGAAGAACUUUGGAAGUAAUCUUACGGACAUCUAAUAAGAGAAAUCUCAGGAAGAUCGUAGCAAGCAAUCAUAGAAACAAGUACGAGGAAAAGCCUGGAAAAAAUACUGAGAAAAAAUGCGAUAAGAACUCCAUAAGAACUAUCAACAUUAACUCCAGCGGAAAUCCCAAAAUGAACUCUGAAUACAACCUAGGAAGAAAUCUUGGGAGAAAGGCCAGGACAAGUCCUGAAAAACUCCGAGAUAUAUCCUGGGAGAAACACCGGAAGGAAUCUUCUAAGAUAAGAACCGGGUGAAGCUCCUAUAGAGAAAUCUCAAGUGGAACUUCAAGAGAUAUUCCGCGCGAACCUUCAAGAAGUAUUCCGGGGGUACUCUAUACGAUAACUCACGAUAAUUUCUUGAAAACAUUCCAGGAGUAACUCCGGGAGAAAUCCCGUGGGGAGCUCUGGGAGUAAUACCGGGAAAACAGGGUUCUUUUAGAAUAGACCGCGUUUGUUUUGCAGUUUCUCACUGGAUUUCUCCCGUAGUUCUUCCGGAAGGUUUCCUAAAUUUCGAAAGUGAUUUCUCCACUUAUCGGAGUUCUUCGCGAGAUUUCAUCUGGAUUUCUUCCAAUAUUUCUCCGGGAAGUUCUUACAAGGAAUCUAAGGAGGUAUCCCGAAGUAAUUUCUGGACAAUCUAAGCAAGAACUUCCGGAGUAUCUAAUUAGAGAAAUUCCAAAAGGAUCAAUCAAAGAAAUCCCAAUUUUCGGUAGAGAUUCUUAGAAGAAUUCUGGAAGUAAUCCUGGAAAAAUCUCUUAAGAGCAAUCUCAGGAGAAUCACAGCAAGCAAUUUCGGAAACAACUACGAAGAAAAGCCUAAAAAACACUUGGAGAAAUCGCGGGAAGAACUUCAUGAGUAAUGUUAGCAAUAACUUCUGUGGAAAUCCCAAAAAGAACUCUGAAUCAAUCCUGGGAAAAAAUCUUGGGAGAAAGUUCGUGUUAAAAAAAAGUUCUGAAAAACUCUGAAAGUCCAGAAUCUUUCCAGAAUCGGGUCGGUCUGGUAACGACAAGGCUGCUGUCAAGAUUCGAUUUCAAGAUUCCUGACGAUGACAUAAUCUUCUUCUUCUUCUUUAUGGCUCUAUGUCCCUACUGGGACUUGGCCUGCCUCGCUUCAACUUAGUGUUCUUUGAGCACAUUCACAGUUAUUAAUUGAAGGGCAUUCAUUGCCUGCCAUUGCAUGAAUUUGUAUAUUGUGAGGCAAGUACAAUGAUAUACUAUGCCCUGGCAGUCGAGAAAAUUUUUCGACCGGAACGGGAAUCGAAGGAGUUCAUUUAUAGAUUGAAGAUUGAAAAGACAUAUUGGAUUGAAUAAAAGAACAAUCCUUCUACGCUGGCAAUGAUAAUAUUCUUGAGCAUUGAAUCAUGUUUUGGCCUACUUUGCAUGGAAUUUAGUAGCAAUUUGAUUAAGGACAAGGUAUUUGGAGUACAUAGCUCAAAAUUUCUAGAGCACCGUUUUUUAGAACCGUUGAACGGAUUUGGAUGAAAAUGCAUCACGCUAAUUGUUCAGUGGUUGUCAACAGCGUGAUGCAUUUUAAUCCAAAUCCGUUCAACGGUUCUAAAAAACGGUGCUCUAGAAAUUUUGAGCAAUGUACUCCAAAUACCUUGUCCUUAAGCGAGGUGAAACAACCAGAACAGCAUGAUUGGAUUGCUGCCAUUUAAUACACCUUUAUUGUUUUAUGUCACCCUAGGCUCUGACCCGUUCGCAUAUUGUCAUUUGCCAUAACAAUAAUCACACUUAUUUUGAAAAUUGGUCCAAUGACUUCUUACUCGUUAAUCAGCCUAAUUUUGUUCACUAUUAAUCACCGUGUUGAUUGAGUGAAUGAUUCUGUGUCAUUUUUGCCGAUUCAUAAUUAUUGGGGUCACAGUAGUUGUUAGUGUUAUGCCAAAUGGCAUUAUGUCAAACAGUGCAGAGUUAGCACACACAUUUGUUCAAUUUUAUCCUACACGAUUGUUAUAAGUAUUUCAUCUUCUAAUUUAUUCUACCACCUAAAACACUAAAAUUUAACUUGGAAAUCGGCAUCAAUAAAACGUUUGGAUAAAAAAAGGGAAGAAACAAAAAAUCAAAUGAAUGAAGAAGGAAAAAAACAUACAAUAAUUAACGAUAUGAUAUUCAUAUUUGUAAUUUAUUACCUUACACAUUUAAUACCUACACAAACACUUGAAUUGCGUGACCAGAAAAGGAAAAUCAAAGAAAACCGAGAGAAAAACACUUCUUGAGUCGAGGGUGAAACGACGAGCAGCUAAUAAUGUAGAUUGAGUCGGGUCGGGUGUAGACAAAAAAUCGCGGAAAUUAUAGUUUGUAUGCAACCCAAACGGAAAGGAAUAAGACGAACCCUAUUCGGACAGUCAUUUUUAGAUAUAUGUAUCGGUAAUAAUACACUAUGUUACAAUAAACGUUUUUGGAAAACAAAAGAAAAAAAAAAUGGGCACGAAAAUACGUAGCGCAAGUAAUCCGCAUGUUCUUGUGAAUUGAAUUCAAUUUAGAAUGAUUACAACACUAAAACUGCAACUAAUUGUACUGGUUUGUUGAGUGUGCAUCUCUGUGUGUUUGUGUUUGUUCUUUAUGACAAUGUGAUUUGAGUCAAUGUGUACAGUUGAGCAAUACGUGAGUGUGUUUGUGAUCCUUUCGUUUCAAUUAGAUUGAGUGCACUGUUUUAUAGAGAAAUUUUAAUAUGUUUUAAACAGUGGGAGUGAAAAAAAGAAGGUUACUUGUUAUACGAUGUAAAGGAACGUAGAUUCUCCUAUUUCGAUAAUAUUCCAACUGUGAAUUACCAGAACUAGGUGGAAGAGAAAACGAAGAAUUUCGAAACAUUUGAUUUUUAUCGAUUUCUCUGUUUGGUUAAAUUCCCUCCAUGAUUGUUGUUUUCUUUUAUUUGUUUAAAGAUUUUUAUUGUUUUAUUAAUAUAUUUAAUUCUCGAACUACUACUGAUACAGGAGGAGCUAAGGAAAGUGUAAAAGCGUUACAAAUGUGUAUAUAAACGAGAAAAAAAUAAAAUACAAGAUUGCUAACAUUUUAUUCCAAAAAUAACGCAAAAGAACAUAAAUCUGUAUGAAAGUACUUAACUUUGGCUCGUCCCAGCAAAAUUAACAUAAACGCAAAAAUAUAUUACCAAAUUGCAGAACAACUGAAUCGAUAAGAAAAGUAAGUUGUACAGCUAUCACAGCCUUUCUCGCUUGUUACCAUUCCAGUAAACUGUUUCCUUCACUAAAAAAACAUUAUAACUCAUUCUACACUUGUUGAAUUAAUUGAAAGAGCAGAGCUUAUUCAAAAAGCUAGCCAUUUUCUCACGCAUCCAGUGACGCCAAAAAAUCAGAUAAAAAUAUCGUUAUUUUCUAUAGCUAUAGAGCACCCUUUUGUUUUAGAUGCCGCAACCACUAUCAUUCCGGUGCAGCUAUCGGAAACAGAAAAUAUCAUUAGAAGGAGAAAGUGAUAGGCCAAACCCAAUUCCUACUUAGAAGAAAGAUAAUAGUUUGUUUUUAACACUCAACAACCCAUAGGAAAAAAAUCAUCAUUGGAAUGGAAUAGUUGAAGGUCAAAACUCGAAAGGGAAUAUCAGCUAUGAAGCAAAGACAGUUCAAAGCAAAACAGAAAACAUAUAGCGAGGAAAAAAAUCAGCCAAUUAUAGAGCAAAAUAGCUAUUCUGAAAAAUUAAAUAGAAUCAAAGUUUCGUGCAAAACAUUAAAAAAAAAUAAUCAAUAACUGCGAGCUCAAAAAAAGGUAACACAAAGCAAACAAACUGACAAACCCUGUGAAGAAUAAGAAUGAAACAAAAAAAACAGAAAGAAAGAAAAUGGCAUUCAAAUAAAGACGAGAAUAUUUCCUUUAUUUUUAAGCAAUGCUAAACGCAAACUAGUAAACAGAGAGGAAACAAAUUGCCCAAAAAUAAGCAAAAGAAAGGAAAUUAAAAUAAAAGCAUCAGUAAUAGGAAACCAAUAUAGGUACACACACACAAAUAUAACAAAGAAAAGUGUGCGGUGAGGAAGAACCUAAUACACUCGGUGUUAUGAAAGUUACGAGAAA
Molecule: messenger RNA, 13475 nt
Organism: Aedes albopictus (Asian tiger mosquito)
Lineage: Eukaryota; Metazoa; Arthropoda; Insecta; Diptera; Culicidae
Gene: Csk
Product: tyrosine-protein kinase CSK
Exons: 10
Coding region: 3388-6531 (1047 amino acids)
Biological process (GO): protein phosphorylation
Molecular function (GO): ATP binding; non-membrane spanning protein tyrosine kinase activity
Source: RefSeq, a predicted model, not a curated record